AUGCACAUUUCCCCUUUCACACCUUGCCUCACAUUUUCUGCAUGCCGGUUGACACACAAGCACACACACACGCAUCUUGGCGUCACGGUAACCACACUUUGGUCCUCUUCCGCCCGAGCUCAGCAACCGGCUGUUGCAAAGUUCGCCCCAUUCACACACACAAACCGUCCCUGUGCCUCUAUUCCCUCCCUUCCCCCGUUUCAACCGGACCAGAUCGACUCAUGUUGUUCUGACGACGGCAAGCGGUUAUUUUCGUGA
Molecule: messenger RNA, 258 nt
Organism: Protopolystoma xenopodis
Lineage: Eukaryota; Metazoa; Platyhelminthes; Monogenea; Polystomatidea; Polystomatidae
Source: the annotation of a GenBank genome assembly